AUGGCAGCAGCACCGCCAGCUCCGAAGCCAAAAGAAAAGGGUCCGGCAUGCAAGUUAUCGUCAAUAAUCAACGGACAAUUUGUGAUGGUCCAAAUGCUUGGAAAAGGUGGCUACGGAGUAGUGUACGAAGUGAUUCGUCGUGACUCUCCGAGUGUUCGAUUCGCCUGUAAAGCUGAGUUGGCACUUGCACAUAAUAAUCUGAAAACAGAGUGGGAUCUGAUGACAUUACUAAAGGAUAACAAAUCGAAACACAACAUUAUCGGAAUUGAAUUGGGAAGUGAAAGGAACUACAACUACAUUGUCAUGCAUCUUGUGGGUCCAUCGUUGGCCGACUUACGGAAGUAUAUUCCUAGUAAGACAUUCACCUUGUACACUACAACAGUUUGUGGAAUUCAAUGCUUCGAUUCGUUAGUGGAAAUUCAAAAACUAGGAUACAUUCAUCGAGACGUGAAACCAUCGAAUUUUGCAAUUGGAGUACUCGGAUCAGAUGAAGAGAAAUUGGUUUAUGUUCUGGAUUUUGGAUUGUGCCGAAAUAUGUUUAAUAAGAGCAAAGAGCUCCGAAAGCCACGUAUGAAGGCUCCUUUCCGUGGAACCAUUCCAUAUUGUUCUCUGAAUAUUCAUCAAAGAAUGGAACCGGGACGACACGACGACUUCUGGUCACUUCUCUACAUGAUGAUCGAGUUUCAUUUAUCAGAUUUACCAUGGGAAAACAUGACGAAAGAGAAUACGAAGAAAGAAAAGGAGUCAAAAAUUGAUUCGCUUCUGGCAAAAUGUCCCCCAGAAUUUCAGAUGAUUCGAUGCUAUUUGUUGACAUUGUGCUAUUCGAGAGAGCCUGAUUAUGCAAAAAUUCGUGGAGUUCUUUGUCAAAUAAUGAUUACUAAUAAGUUCACCCCGGAUAUGCCACUUGAUUGGCAAAACGGAGGACCGUAUGAGAACAUUUUCAAGCCAUUAGCUUCAGCAGUCAAGCACAAAAGAAGCAAACAGAAAGUGAGUUUGGCGGAACUUUUGGAUCUUCCAAAACCUGGGACAGCUCCACUUUACACUGAAAAAGACUUUCCGCACCCAGGAGAACUGGAACAACCGAGAGACGAAUCAGUCUCAAAAAGUGAUGAUACUAUUAUUGAGAAAGAUGGACCACCACCAGCACCGAAACCCGCUCCGAAGCCAAUUAUUCAUCCAGCGCCGGUUAAAACUUCAGGGGAGAAUCAUCACAAACCGGGAACUACAAUCAGUAUGAAACCAGCCGUUCCUCGUUCAGCCGGAGAGCAUAACAGUGUGAAACCGGUGGCUCCUGCAAGUUCAGUAUUAACUCGUUCACCUACUGGACACCAUUUGAGUCUGAAACCGGUCACACUGACUCCACGUCCUCCUGGUGAAAUACGUCAAAGUGUGAGAAGAACGGCGACGGUUACUCCACGUGCAAAGUCCGAUAACGAUUCAUUGAAGCCGGCUGCUGUUUCGUUGAAGCCGGCUGUUUCUACAAUGACUACGAAAGCUCAACAUCCAACACCACCGCUAGCUGGAUCAAUGGCUGCUCCAGCAAUGACAAUGCCUCCGUUUAAGAAGUUAUAG
Messenger RNA from Caenorhabditis remanei, 1572 nucleotides. RefSeq lists its product as uncharacterized. NCBI's taxonomy places the organism in Eukaryota, Metazoa, Nematoda, Chromadorea, Rhabditida, Rhabditidae. Gene Ontology annotation, biological process: peptidyl-serine phosphorylation; signal transduction. Gene Ontology annotation, cellular component: nucleus; cytoplasm. Gene Ontology annotation, molecular function: ATP binding; protein serine/threonine kinase activity. The transcript has 7 exons. The record is from RefSeq and is a predicted model, not a curated record. The coding region runs from base 1 to 1572 and encodes 523 amino acids.